Messenger RNA from Penaeus chinensis, 5877 nucleotides. RefSeq names its product transmembrane protease serine 5-like. The record is from RefSeq and is a predicted model, not a curated record. Gene Ontology annotation, biological process: proteolysis. Bases 118 to 885 code for a protein of 255 amino acids. NCBI's taxonomy places the organism in Eukaryota, Metazoa, Arthropoda, Malacostraca, Decapoda, Penaeidae. Gene Ontology annotation, molecular function: serine-type endopeptidase activity. The transcript has a single exon.
CAUAUAGUUAAAGGUGUAAUGUCCUGAAAGUUCAGUCAUAGCUCCCCGAAGCCCCAAAUUAUCACUGUUCAGGUCCCCAUAUAACAGCAGCAGCGUCCGACCUCACACCACAUCACCAUGGCUGUUCUCCCUUGCCUUUUCGUGAUUCUCUCUCUCUCCCUUUCUGUCUCUGGAAGAUGCGGAGUAGCGCAGUCUCCGCAAGAAUCUAACCUGAUCCUUGAGUCGAGGAUAAUUGGCGGGACAGUGGCCCAUAAGGGCGCUUGGCCAUGGGCAGCGAGUCUGCGCAGUCGCGGCCAGCACUUCUGCGGAGCUUCCCUCGUCACCGCCACGCAUCUCCUGACGGCGGCGCACUGCGUGUCUCGCGUGGGACAGGCACGUCUGACGGUGGUUCUGGUAGUCGAGGGCGAGAUGGUUGAGCAGGACGUUUCGGAGAUCGUCCCCCAUCCAGAUUACAAAGGCCACCAACACGACAUCGCCCUGCUGAAGGUGAGGAAGCCUUUCUCGUCGACGCCUCUCUGCCUGUCCCUCUUCGUCCCCGAAGGCGCCUCGGCCAGCGUAGUCGGCUGGGGAAGGACGUCUCCUGAAGGUCCCCACAGCGAGGUCCUACGGCAGACGGAGGUGACGAUCCUGCCGGGCAGCCGCUGCAGGUCCGUGUACAGGCAGUUCUUCAGGAAGGGCAUGGUGUGCGCGGGAUCCGAAGGGCUAGGGCAGGACGCGUGCCAAGGGGAUUCGGGAGGACCUCUCAUGCUCUUCAUGGGCGGAGCUUGGGUCCAGGCGGGUAUCGUCAGCUUCGGGUAUGGGUGUGCUCGGCCGGAGUACCCGGGAGUGUACACGAGUAUUCCUGAGUACAUCCACUGGGUCAUUGAGGUGUUGCAAUCGGAGUGAUGUAAAUAUUCGCCAUAUAUCUAUAAAUAAAUACUAAAGGAAGUUUGUCUUUAUCGAAACUUAUUUUGUGUGGGUAGCGUUAUUCUUAUAUAUCUAUCAUCCAAAUAGAUGUUUCAAGACAUCUGUUAAGACGCAUGCUAUGAUGACCUCAUUCAGGCUAAUAUGUUUGGGAAUCACAAACAUUGCCGUAUGAUUCCAAAUCCUUCCUAAUCCGGGAUUUCGCCCCGCACUCCUGUUUGAGUGCCUGUCCCCAACAUUCAUUUCUGACGUGAUUCUUUGCCUGGUCAGACUUUUUCCCUCUUUUCAAGAACUUGUUGGAGUUUCCCUACCUUAUUGUGGUCACCGUAAGUUACCAAAGCAUUACUUGUUCCAAUAUUUUCAAAUUAACUUCUAACUUGGGAAGGAAAUGUCACAGAUGAAAAGUUUUGUAGUUCUAUCUUUUACAGGCAGAGUUCACCUUGUACCACACGAUUAUGUGAAACAUAACUAUUUCCACUAGAACACUACAGUGUGGAAUGGCCAGGAACCGAAAUCGUAAUAUCCAAUUCAAAAACUAAUCAGAAAACACCCAUUUUAAACACGACUGGUGCCGAGGCAGAAGCUAAGUACAAUGUCAUAGACAGGAAGUGACUAGGAAAGCCACUGCUGUCUCUGAGGGCAGGCAGGGUGCACGUUAUACUGUUUUUAGUCAAAGAAACGUGGUGUCUAGAAAUAUCUAAAAAAAGCUCCAGGGUAGGUUAUUGACGUGAUAUUGAACUAGAUGAAUAGUGUCAUAUCAGAGAAGGGUGACCAAUAAGCUAGUUCAAUAUCAUUUUUAUAAUAAAACAUUCCAUUCAGUCCCACUCUGUCUUUAUAAAAUAAAACCUUAGUAGUUCAAUUAGACUUCAAAAUGAUUACUUGCUGAAAGAAAGGCUGGGGAAAAGCAUAUAAAAAGAAAACUCAGUAAGGGCGUUAGUGUCUCUUACGGCAAUAGUCAGUGCUCCUUAGUAUAGAAAUGACUUUAUAUGGAAAGAGAUUGCAAUGCUUCAUUUUAAUGCUUCUUAUAUGUCAGAAAUUAAUAUUACUCUAGUUUGUAAGGAAUUUACAUAGUUUCUUCAUAAGGGAUAAUCAUCAUAUUGUUUCUUUUUUAUUUAAAUGAUAAGUUAUUUGCUAAUAGACAAUGGGCAUUGUUGCUUCAUUAUUAAUGGGAAAAGACGAUAUUGCUGUCUUCUAAUAAAUCAGGGGGCAGUGUACAUCGGUUAUGAUCAUCCGCUUCCAGGGUUUUGUUUGUUUAUUGCAAUGAAUUCGGGCUUUGCUGCUGUAUCAAUGUUCUUAGAUCACAUCUUCAUUAACAGUAAAUGGUAUAUUAUAUUUAUUUAUGUAGCUAUAAACUAAUUUUUUAUUAUUAUUUACAAUUUAAUCCAGACCUACGUUUAGAAGGUGCUUUGUUACACCCCAGAAAAUUCACUCUUUCCUCAGGGGUAAGUGUCACCUAUUUGAGAGCCACUGUAGUAAAUUAAUUUUAGUGACCAACCUACUUCUGCAUUACGCCACAUGCAUAGGAUGUAAACUAUGCGUCAUCCAAGUCACACAGUCAUUACCUAUUCUUUUGUGUUGCACUAAGACUGCAUCCAGUACAUCAAACAACUGGGUCCUGAGAGUAUCAGUUUUGAAGUCAGGCAUCGGUCUCACUUUAUCCUUCGUGCUCAAAAUAGGAUUUAACUGUCAAGAUAAAAGACAUCUUGCUUAGCACUUCAUUCAUAACAUGUGACUAAUAAGCAUCAUGAAUCAGUAAGCUCGUCCGAUUUGAGUAAAUGCUCAUAGUAAUCCCCGGCAUGUAGCAGCGUAGGGGAACACUCAUGCGUUUAUAAGGAAAGACUGGUUUCUCCUUUCAAGUAACUCAACAGAGCAGCACAGACAGCGAUUUGUAUAUAUUUUUUCUCUCUUUGGUGGUCUUUUUAAAGUAAUCUAAACUGCCUUAUGAAUAUCUAAAUUGAGAGUCAGAACAGUGUCCAGGCUUAUGCAAUAAGUUUACGUUCAUUUUCACUAUAACAAUGUUAUCCUCGGUUCCAAAACGUUAAGUUUUAUAUAAUAAUAAAUGUAAUAGUUUACAUAUAGAUGUGUAUUUCAGGCACUCUAUUUGCAUAUUAGUAAGUGGUAUUUUCUCCGCUGGACAGUAUUUUUUAAAAUCUUAAACUUGAUCACAUGUAAAAGGUAGGGUAUUAUCGAAGUGGAUAAAUAAAACGAUCAUUAUUAAAAAGAUAACUUUUAUUUGCACUUCCUCCCUGCUUGAGCUCUAUUUAUUGAGGUGUUCCAGAGCACAGGGUCAAGUACAAGAAAAUGGCUUUGUUAUUACUCCACCUUCCAAGUAUUUUUGUUUUAAAAACACUUGAGAUAAUUUACAGAACUUGGCACCUUACUUCCUCCGUAUAUUCCAACACAUGGGUGCGCGCAUACAUUUAUAUAUAUACCAUAGGGAGGGAAUUAUCCUCCCAUUCCUGUCGAGAUAUUCACAUAAUUAUAUAAAUUAACACGGGCGGAAAUGAUAGUAUUACAAAUAUGACUCCGUAUAUGGUACUAAAGAAACGAUCCUGAAACACAUCGUCACCUUUUCUAAAGCAGUGUUGCGCGACCUCUGCCGAUUGGAAGAGGAAGGGAAGAAGGAAUAACGGCCGAAGAAAGAAGGAAGAAGAGAAGGGAAGAGGAGUGUGUGGAAAGUCCCAAAAGAAAGGGUAGAUGCGAGAGACUGAAGGAAGAGAGAAGGGGAGGAGACAAGUGUGUGCUGAGCCAAAAUUCACUCAAAAAGGAAACCAACAGCCACAGUACCAGACUUCCCUGGAUGCAUGGCUCGGAGUGUACAAUGAUACACUAUACACUCUUCCUCCAACACACAGCGGGGCUUCAGUCACCUAGGCUCAGAAAAAAUACAUCACUCAUCCAUCUCCCUCUUAACUUCUUCCUCCUCCUCCUUCAUGUCUCUGUUCUACCUUCUCAUUUCUUUCUCUUUCUCUAUACACACUCUUCCCUCGUCAAAUUCUCUUCAGCAAUAAGUACCUCUCCUCUUCUUUCUCCUCCUUCCCUCCUACCGAAUGAAAAUGAGAAAAAAGGGGGUGGGUGGGAGGGGGCGCCACAUAUGGAUAAACUUUUUUUUUUUUUUUUCAUCUUUCUUUCAAUGUUAUUUCUCUCUCCUCAUACAGCCUAUGGUUGACGUAGGCGGUAAAUGGGAAGACGAAGUAUGAGGCGACAGCAGUGUGGUGGUUCCUUGAGCUAACUAUCACAUGAAUUUUUGUCACAGAUGAAGAAUUAGAAGCCCAAAUCAUAAUAAAAAGUAUAGUAGUACUAGCAAUGAUUUAAUACAAAAACCCAGGCCUUUAUCAUUGGUGUUUCGUUCGUUAUCGUUCGCAAGUUUAGUUAUGUGUGAAAAUUCAUCACUAAACAUCGAAGUAUUUUCAGUAACAGUCCGAGUUCAAUAAAAAAAAGGGAUGAAAAUGGCCUAUUAGGUUCCUUCUUUUCCAAGGGGAUGAUGGUUCUCAAAAGUCUAAUAUAUCUUUUCAACAUUUUAUUGAAAACAACCUGUAUGGCAAACAAGCCUGGCAUGAUAUUUUUCUUUUUUUUGAAAAUGAUGAUUCAAUGAACAAGUUUGUGAUAACAAUGUGUUUGAUAACUAUACGCUUCUAUAAUGACUUUGAUGAUGAAGAAUAUAAAACUUUUUCUUCAAAAUGAAGGGGGGGGGGGAGAAGUAAAAAAAUCGAGUAAAUAAUAAAUUGACAAAAAAUAUUUCAUUAAUAAAUUAAGGAAGAGAUUAUUAAUAAUACAUGUGUGAAAAAUAAUUACAACAAUUUCUUUCAAAAAGUAAUAGUAAUAGUAGUAGUAGUCCUGACUAACAUUUAAGGCUCUAAAAUAAUGAGAUUGUGGUCGCGUUGACAAAACAUGGACCAGCCUUUUAAUGUGGAGCCACCUCACUGCGCUGACGAUGAUGAUGAUGAUGAUGAUGGUGAGAUAAAAUGGUGAUGGUGGCGACUGGCGAGCGGAUGAUUCUGAUGGGGAUGGUGGUGAAUCUUGGUGAAAAGUGAUGGUGAUGAAGUGAUGAGGAAUGUAAUGGGGGGGAAGAGGGGGGGGGGGAGCGCACUCGCGAAACCCAACCGUUGCAUUGGACGAAGACUCGGGGCGCGAAAAAGAGGGAGUUUUUUCCCAAAGUUAUCUUUUUUUUUUUCCUCUCUCCUUUUUCAUCAUCCAACGAGUCUUUUUUUUUUUCUCCUUUCUUUCUUUCUCUCUCUCUCUAUCUCUCUAUCCAUAUACUUCUGAAUCCAACCUACCCCACUCCAUCUUUCCUCCUCCCUCUCUUUACCUUUCUCUCUUAACAAAAGCUCCUCUCUCUCUCUCUCACCUCCAAGACUGCCAUUCCUCAGUCACUGCACAAUGUAUAAAAAAGUUCGCCAUUGACCCCGCACCUCUCGAACCUUUUACAAGACCUUUAUAACAGAACUUAUGUAUAUGCGGUGUCAAGGUCCGAGAGCGCACAGUCGGCCUUACACACGCUGUCUCUUUCGGAAAGAUUUUCAAGAAGUGUCGUUUUGGCGAGGUCCUUAAAGAGACCUUUCGGCGCUCAAGUCCCUCGCCUCGUGAAUCAGCCUGUCUGAGAUAACAGAUUGGAGGAUCGAAAUGGAGAGAUGCGAGAGAUAAUAUAUAUAUAUAACUGAGGGGGAGGGGUAGGGAGAGGGGAAGGGGGGGGGGGGCGAGAGAAGAAGACUAAGAAGAAGAAAAAAUAGGCGAGACCAUACCAACAGCAACAGUUAACAUUCCCCCCCGAAAAAAUACUUUUUAAACAUUUUCUUUUUUUCCUUUGAAACACCUACUAGUCUUUUACCUUACUAAUUAAAAGGUACAACUACAGCUACCUUUGAAACAACAAGGUAGAAAACCAGUAAGAAGAGAAAAAAAAAGCCAAAAAAUUCAUGAAUAAUAAAACCAAAUAAACAUUCUAAAAAAAAUCACAGGGGGGGUUUUAAAGGG